CCACAAUGUUUUUGGAGCAAAACAGUGAAAGUUUUUUUUUUGUUUGUUUGGUUUUUUGUUUUUUUGUUUUUUUUUUACAGUAUGACAGUUUUCUUGUUGAAAAUAUUGUGCUGAAAUCAUCAGGGGAUGCUCAACAUGGCAGAUUUUAUACAUUUUAUAUGGUGUUUCAAUUUGAUCAGUAUUGCUCCAAAUUGAAUGAGGUUAAUUGUACUGUAAUGACUAAGAAAACUCUUUUUGAUGGCAUAUUACAGCUCACAUAGACCUACUAAAUCAGACUAGUGCUGAGCUGAUAAACUCUGUGGGAGGAGAGCAUAGAGUUUAAAGGACGUAAGUGUGAUAGCAUUUCUGAUAAGGGUUGUGAAGCAAAGCCAGUCAUGAUGCUGUUGCCAGGUCUGCAGUGAUCAAACUGACGGGUGCUUUGAUGACGAUUCAGCUGAAACUGUGAUAAGUUGCACUGAUGAGCGAUAUGAUAACUUGAGUAAACUCACUAAACACAUGACGCUGUUUUGCAUAACAAUGCCAUUGCACUCAUUCCUUCAGAGAAAAGAAGGAGAGCUGUAGAACCUGUUUUUAGUCACGUGGGCAGGUUGUCCAGUCCAGGUUGGACAUAUUCAGCACUUGUCUUUUUGUUUUUCUGUAAAAUACAUUACAUUUGAGGAAGGAUUAAUCCUCUACUCACCAACCAAAUGUUGAUUUAAUCUGGACCUAAAGAUGGCCGGGAAGCCGUUCCGCGCCACCUUUAUCUGGAGCAGCAUCAUUAACAACCUGCAGGCGCAGGUGGAGGUCAAGAGACGACGCCACAACCUGAAGUCCUACCCCAACUGCUUUCUGGGCUCCGAGGCUGUCGAUGUGGUGUUGGCUCACAUCAUCCAGAACAAGUUCUGCCGCGAUGAUGAGGUGCCACGUUUCAAAGCAGUGCGUCUCUGUCAGGCGCUCAUGGACUCGCGGGUGUUCGAAGCAGUGGACACCAAGGUGUUCGGGAAAGAGAAGAGGCACGCCAAGUUUGAGGACAGCAGCUGCAGUUUAUACAGGUUCCUGAAUGCGAGUGCUAGCAAGGAUACGAUUGAACACACGUAUGAAUCGACCUCCAUCAACAGGACUGCGCCACCAAAAAGUGAAGAGGAACAGGAGUAUUCAAACACCUCGCCAGUCAAAACAGAUAAAUCUCUGGAGGACGUUUUAGGGAACCUGAACUCAAACACAAACAUCACACCCCAGCUGAUAAAUCUGGGUCUGUCACAGGAGUUGGUGGAUGAGGUUUGGCAGCAACAGGCAACACUGAGAUUACUGCAGCUGAUCGAGUUGCCUUUACUGGAGAGUCUUCUAGAAGGAAAGGAGAGUCCCCGUCCCCCUCUGCACGGUAUGGACAGCGACCCAGAUCUUCUCUACACCAGCAACUAUGUGGACCGAGAAAUCCUCAAAGCCUUCAGUGAAGCUCAUGCCGAUGCCUGGCUCUCAGCAGCUGUCGACUGUCUGGAGUUUCUUCCUGACGAGUUGGUAGUCGAGGUGAGCCGAGGGCUCGCCAAGUGUCCAGAGGAGACAGCUCAAUAUAAACGUCUCCUCUAUAGCAUUCUGAUCCAACAUUAUGGCCAGACGGAAUACCCUCCACUGUUUAGCAACCACAUCUUCGACAUACACAGCGGCAUCUCUGAGCUAUUAGUUAAUGGGAAGCAGGAGCAGGCUCUGGAGGCCCUGCAGCUCUGUCUAAAGCUCCAGGACUCCCGAAGCAGAGAGGAGCUCCGCAGACUCCUCCGUUUCAUGGCUUUCGCCGCACAGCCAAAUGACCUCAAACUGCACAAAGAGAUAGAGAACAGAAUGGCGGUGAAGAGAGCGUUUUCCAGUGCUAUCGUGUACAGCGCCAGACUCGCCAAGGGAAAGGUGGAUCUUCUGGUACUUUUCAUGAUAGACAAUCACUUGGAUCUUUUCAAGAUUCCUGUAUCGUUACACAAGCUUGUUAGUGAUAAACUAGCCAGCAUCAUCAGGGGCAAAGAUCCUGAUGCCGUUACAGGUCCAUCUUACUGUAGACGUCUUACGAGGACCACUUACAUGCAGACAGUAGAGAAAACCACUAAAGAGGAGCUUGUGACUUUACUCCGAACUAUUCAUGAGAACCCCAAGCUUUCUGUAAAAGAAAAGCGGCGACUGCUCGGACAGUUCUACAGAGGACAUCCUGAGAUAUUCGUGCAGUAUUUUGGCAACCAGAUAUCCAGUGCUUACCUGUAACACACUGCUUUACUGAAAUGCUAUUGCACAAGAUGUACAAAAUGAUAUGUAGAUUCUGUAAAAUGUCAUGUAAAUGUUGUAAAAACAAAAUGUAAAUAUUUAUUUACUUUUUAUGCAUGGACGCAUGGGUUAACAAAGGUCAAAGUAUGACAUCAUGCACGUUUUAAUGCCUGUAUUAUAAAUAUGAAUUAUAUUUAUCAGGCUAUGUUCAGACCUGUAACAUAAAUGGUUUUGUUCUGUUGUGACUGUUGUCAAAUUCCGUGACCGUUUGUAAAUGUUUUUUGUUGGUUCCUAAACAUUUUCACUGAAAUAGAGCUCUUUUAAAAUUUACACUGACCUAUGACCCCAGCUCUUUUCUCAUCCACUACCACCUGGAAGGUUAGUGGCAGUGCUUGUACUUAC
Ictalurus furcatus (blue catfish) is the source of this 2625-nucleotide messenger RNA. It is a transcript of the gene depdc7a, whose product is annotated as DEP domain containing 7, paralog a. Lineage: Eukaryota; Metazoa; Chordata; Actinopteri; Siluriformes; Ictaluridae. Gene Ontology annotation, biological process: intracellular signal transduction. The record is from RefSeq and is a predicted model, not a curated record. The transcript is spliced from 9 exons. The coding region runs from base 712 to 2223 and encodes 503 amino acids.